GGGCCUUACAUAUUACAUAGAGAAUCGGCAUAAGCAAAUGCUAGACCAUAGCCGAAUAAGCAUGUAGUAGCUGCCCGUUUUUACUUCCGACAGCAAGGCCCGGCUGCAUGGUCAAUCGUGUGCUUGUCCCCUGAGCAGCCUUCGAUGACAAUUUGUGGCUAUUUGGUCAGCUAGGACCGAGACUACACCUCCAUUAGCUAAGAGAAUCCUUGUUGCUGCCUCGAUAUACAAUCGGACUGCUUCAAGCUACUAAGCUCUCAUCUCCUUACUACUUUAUGUCUUCUGGCUCAGGGGACGCCGCAGGCAAUCAUAGCAGCGAGCACCAAACGCUCCUUCCAAACGACACGCCUGUCUUGCAGCGACCAGACGGCCCAUUGAGGAUGAAUCUGCUGACUGGUACGGCCGUAUUGGCACAGCUCGGUAUUUGGGCAAUAUUGGUUGUGGUCUGGUAUGAAACGCUUUUUACGGACUUGAUCCUCGUUUCCUGGCAUCCAUUGCUCAACAGUCUCGCUCUUGUUCUCCUUGUGAAUGCCAUCUUGAUUGUGCAGCCAACGCACACACAAGCACAAAAGCAACAAGGCGGCCAGGUCCAUGGCAUUUUGCAUUGCCUUGCGCUGCUAUCUUUCGGUACAGCUGCCGCAAUCAUGUUCUACAACAAGGCUAGCCACGGUGCUGCACACUACACAACCUGGCAUGGCAAAUUUGGCUUGACUACUGCCCUCCUUUUAUCUACGCAAGUGCUUGUCGGCGCAGGCAUGUUCUGGCUGCCCAAUUGGCUUGGUGGCGAAACAAAAGCCAAGGCGCUCUACAAGUACCAUCGAGCAUUCGGUUAUGUGCUCUCUGCUCUUGUCCUGACAACAGUCACAUUGGGCACUCAAUCUGACUGGUUUUUGGGAAAGAUCAGGGUUCUCUGGGUCUGGCUUCUCUUUGAUGCCCUCAUUCUCGCUGGCCUUGCACCACGUAUCCGACCCAACAAGAUGAAGAUCUUUUAAGCUACGUAUCCACUGCUGCAGUCUUAGUAUUCACUCCAGAAGUAACAAUAUCAGCUCCAUCAGA
Protomyces lactucae-debilis is the source of this 1056-nucleotide messenger RNA. RefSeq names its product eukaryotic cytochrome b561-domain-containing protein. The record is from RefSeq and is a predicted model, not a curated record. Gene Ontology annotation, molecular function: transmembrane monodehydroascorbate reductase activity. The transcript has 2 exons. NCBI's taxonomy places the organism in Eukaryota, Fungi, Ascomycota, Taphrinomycetes, Taphrinales, Protomycetaceae. Bases 276 to 992 code for a protein of 238 amino acids.